UUUUGGCAAUUUUAACUCAACUCAAAUAACAAACACUGAGCACCUAUCAUUUUAUUUUAACAAUUUGCUUCUAAAUAUGCAAUUCUGGCUUACCACAUUCUAUCCCAGAGCAACCAAGGUCAACCUUGUACCCCCAUUUUUAACGUUCAAGUGGUCUCUACAAUAUUGAAUAACGGGACAGUAGUAAAGAAGAGUGUAACACGGGCUGUUUGAGAAUUAUUUGAAACCCUCCCAGAUUGAGUGUUCGAUAAAUAAUUGAACCAACCAAAGGGCUGCAGUUAAAAUGCUGAUGUCAGCAAUUCGUUGCAGCAUUCCGUGGUGCAGAGUAAGGGGCUGUUGCAGCGGUGUUUUUGUGAUCACAUGCACGGCUGUGUCGGGAAUCAAGAUGCUGUCUCUCAUCAAGGGUGUUUCGUUGUUCUCUUUGUUGUUUCUCGGCCUGGUCUCCAGAGUUCAUGCUAAAAGGAGUUUUAGAUGUCCUUCUUCAUGCACUUGUACCAAGGAGUCUAUUAUUUGCGUCGGGUCUUCCAGCGUCCCACGGGCUUUUCCAAAUGACAUAAAUUCCUUGAGCGUUGUAAAUGGAACCUUCAACGAAAUCAAGGAGGGGAUGUUUUCUCAUAUGCCUUCUUUGCAGUUGCUACUUUUGAAUUCAAAUGCAUUUUCUUCGAUAAAAGAUGAUGCCUUUUCCGGGCUUCUACGCCUGGAGUAUCUAUUCAUCGAAAACAACAAAAUAGAGGCUACCUCUAAACAUUCAUUCCGAGGUCUUCGGGAUUUAACACAUCUGUCCUUGGCUAACAACAAUAUCAAAUUUUUGCCAAGGGAAGUCUUCAGUGAUUUGGACUCAUUAAUUGAAUUAGACUUGAGAGGUAACUCUAUAGAAUGUGACUGCAAAUCCAAGUGGCUUUUAGUCUGGCUGAAGACUACCAACGCUACUGUAUCUGACGUCUACUGUGCUGGUCCAGCAGAACUGAAGGGCAAGAAGCUCAGUGACCUUCAGUCUUUGAACCACGAGUGCACAUCUACAGGUAACCUCACAGGUGCCUCACAGUAUAUGCUGGGUUUGAACCACGAGUGCACAUCUACAGACUUUGUCCUUCACCAGACUCUGGCUUUUCAGUCCUUGUCAGUAGACACCUUUGAUUAUAAAAAUGAUGUCUAUGUAGCCAUUGCACAGCCGAACAUGGAAAACUGCAUGGUGCUGGAGUGGGACCACAUUGAGAUGAACUUCAGAAGUUAUGAUAACAUUACAGGACAGUCAAUAGUUGGAUGCAAAGCCAUCCUGAUCGAAGACCAGAUCUUUAUUGUAGUAGCACAGCUAUUUGGGGGCUCCCACAUCUACAAGUAUGAUGAAAGCCAGACCAAGUUCACAAAGUUUCAGGACAUUGAAGUUUCCAAAAUCUCCAAGCCUAAUGAUAUCGAGGCCUUCCAGAUUGACACAGAAUGGUUCUUUGUGAUAGCAGACAGCUCCAAAGCUGGGCUGUCCACACUGUACAAGUGGAAUGCUAAAGGAUUCUACUCCUACCAGUCCCUGCAUGAAUGGUUCAGGGAUACGGACUCAGAGUUUGUUGAGCUAGACGGAAAGCCACACUUAAUACUGGCCAGCAGGUCCCAGGUACCCGUGAUCUUCCAGUGGAACAAGAGCUCUAAGAAGUUCACCCAGCAAAGCGAAAUCCCCAACAUGGAGGAUGUUGUUGCUGUGAAGAGCUUCCAGAUCAAGAACGAGCUCUACUUGGCCUUGACCAGGUUCAUUGGCGACUCCAAAGUCCUCAAGUGGAGUAACAAGCAGUUUGUGGAUAUCCAGUCUGUGCCCUCUCGGGGCUCCAUGAUUAUGCAGCCCUUCUCCUUCAAAGAACGCCACUACCUCGCCCUGGGAAGCGAUUACACCUUCUCGCAGAUCUACAUCUGGGACGAGGAGAAAAAGCUGUUCGUCAGAUUUAAAGAGAUCUACAUUCAGGCUCCCCGUUCCUUCACAGCGGUGUCCACAGACAGAAGGGAUUUCAUAUUCACCUCCAGCUUCAAGGGAUACACUCAGAUAUUUGAGCACACCAUUGUUGAUUUAAGCUUGUGAAUACGAGGUGUACUGUAAUAGGUAAGCAAGCAGGCAAAUGUCUUCCAUAGCUCAGAGGUAAAACUGAGACCACUAAAACAAGCAGGUUAACUCCAUUCCAUCUUGCGCUAUUUUCUGACUUGAAUGGGUUUUUAAUAUGGCAUUAUCAGGUAUUUAAAUCUAUUGAGUAUUGUAUGCAUUUUUACUGAUCUGAAUUGAUUAAGUUUAUCCCAGGUAGCACUCUUUUAACUAUUUCAUAAAAAUUAAAUCCUGAACUAGAGGAAUAUAAUCAUAAGACCCAUUCGUUUUUAUUUAAAUCACCUGGGGGAGAAAUGGUGAUAUUGUAUUGCCUUAUAUCUAAAAGGGUUGUGUGUUUAAUUCCCUGUAGCAUCAGUUAUGCAGGACUGCUUGCUCAUGAAGAUAGCAUGCCAAGUCCCUAUUGGCUGCAGUGCUGUAGGUAUUGCUUCAGAAGAGCAGGUGCCUGACAAGCACUUCUUCAUUAGACAAGCCCACACACCCAAUGGAGCUCAAAGAGGAAAAAAAAACAGAAACUAUGCAAAAGUAAGAACAGCAUUGUAGAGGAAAUACACUUUACGAGAAUAAUUCCAACACCCCCGUUUGAUGACAUACCUUUAAUGGAUAGAUCCAAGCUCUGUUGUUGCCAUGCAACAUUUAUUAUCCAUUUACCCCAAAUCAGCUCCCUUGGUAACUGCAUAUAUUGGGAUCCCUUAAUAGGUAAUCAUCCUACUAUCAAAAAUAGAUAGAAGACUUUUAAAAAGCAAUAAUCCCACAAGUAUAGGCCCAGAUGUUACACAUUUACUGCAGAAAGCACUCUUUAUUUUACAUCUGCAAUUUUCUAGCCCAGUGUAGUUCGGAAACCACAGUAAAAUUGUUUGCCAUUUUGCUCAUUAGCUACGUAUAUUUGUAAAGUAAACAGGUUCUCCUCUAUAUACAGAACAUCAUUAUUCUCGCAUGGAUCUGUACCAUACAUUCAGUAGGUUUGUAGGUUAUUAGGAUUUUCUCAACCUAUUAGAAAUAUUAAUAUAAUGUUCUCAGAAUAUUGAUCUGUGUUGUUUUUCCAUGCCAGUGAAAUGUUGCACACAACCCAGAUAUAAAUAAUCUGCAAUACUUAUACUACUACCAAUAUUUAAUUAUACUACAGUACUGUAUUUAACAGUACCACCUAAUCAAAUAUGCAAGUUGUAUGAGAUUUUUUGUAUAUAUAAUAAUCUUAUUGAAUGUUAGCCUUGUAGAUAUAACUGAAAAAGAGAAUAAAAUGCUGAUGA
Molecule: messenger RNA, 3330 nt
Organism: Polyodon spathula (Mississippi paddlefish)
Lineage: Eukaryota; Metazoa; Chordata; Actinopteri; Acipenseriformes; Polyodontidae
Product: leucine-rich repeat LGI family member 2-like
Exons: 8
Coding region: 284-2065 (593 amino acids)
Biological process (GO): inhibitory synapse assembly
Molecular function (GO): protein binding
Source: RefSeq, a predicted model, not a curated record